Cannabis sativa is the source of this 732-nucleotide messenger RNA. RefSeq lists its product as uncharacterized. The transcript has 2 exons. Lineage: Eukaryota; Viridiplantae; Streptophyta; Magnoliopsida; Rosales; Cannabaceae. Bases 1 to 732 code for a protein of 243 amino acids. The record is from RefSeq and is a predicted model, not a curated record.
AUGGGUAUGAUUUCUCGCUCUGUACGGACACUUGGAGGAGUUGGUUAUGGGUUGGGUUCGAGGCUAGGGCUUUUGCUACAGAGAGAAGAAGAAGAAAGAAAAGGUCUCCCAACUCGGUUUAAUCUCUCCAUAAAACAUGUUCCAAUUGCUGCAACGUGUCCAUUCUGCCUUGCUGCUCCUGAGACGAUUCUGCAUGUGUUGGUGCGGUGCUCUUUUGCUAGCAGUUGCUGGAGCAAGGUUCCAAUUACUGGGGUGGCGUCGGAUGCAAUGUUGUUCUCGAGUUGGUUAGAAGCGGGGUUGGUAUUGUGGAACUCGGCCGAGGCUCUUAAGGCUGGUAUGGUCUGUUGGUCGAUUUGGAAUCGUCGGAAUGAGUUGGUUUGGACCUUCAAGCACCCUGAUGCAAGUGAGGUAGUGGCAAUGGCAAAGUUAAAUUAUGUUGAGUGGUUUAAUGCUCAAAAAGUUAAUGUCACAGAUGCAUGCUUAACCGGGACGAUGACGUUACCAGUGGAGCGAUGGACAGCUCCCGAUUUUCCUUUGGUCAAAGUUAAUGUGGAUGGUGCACUUUUUUCUGCCCAUGGGCAGUAUGGAUUGGGCUUGAUUGCAAGGUCUGUUGCGGGGUUGGUCUUAGGGGCCAGAAGUUUAUCUAGAGAUGGCUCUUUGCAACCUCAUAUCGUCGAAGCCAUUAGUAUCAAGGAAGCUCUCCCUUGGAGUAAAGCGAAUGGAAGGUCAUAG